CGUUCAUGCUAAAGGCUCGCGCGCCGCUGAGACGGUCAAACCUACGUAAAGAGGAAGCGCUCUGGCUCUUUCCAAAAUGGCGGCCACCAUAGAGAACAGCAGUGCUGGAGCUGCGAAUAAGAAAAAACAUUUAGGAAUUCCUGAAGCAGUGUUUGUAGAGGAUGUGGAUUCAUUUAUGAAGCAGCCCGGCAAUGACACGGCAGAUGUCGUGCUGAGGAAGCUUGACGAACAGUACCAGAAGUAUAAAUACAUGGAACUCAACCUGGUUCAGAAAAAAAUGAGGUUGAAAAACCAGAUUCCACAAAUCAAGCAGACAUUAGAAAUCUUACGGCACAUGCAGAAGAAAAAGGACACUACAGAUCCGAUGGAGACACAUUUCCUAUUGGCUGAUAAUGUGUACUGCAAGGCCUCCGUCCCGCCCACGGAUAAAGUGUGUUUGUGGCUUGGGGCCAACGUAAUGUUGGAGUAUGAUAUAGAUGAAGCUCAGACACUGCUGGAGAAGAAUCUCGGCACGGCUUCUCGAAACCUGGAGUCUCUAGAGGAGGACCUGGACUUCCUCCGAGACCAGUUCACAACCACUGAAGUCAAUAUGGCGCGUGUGUACAACUGGGAUGUCAAGAGGAGGAGCAAAGACAACCUUCUUAAAUCAGCUGAGAGGUCUUAGAGGAGAUGUAACGCUUCCCUGUCAAAGAAACACCCCAGUCAGUUUUCCUCCACACUGUUAUCUAUUGAUUUUGUUACUUUUAAAGUAUUUUUUCAAGUAAAAAGGAAAUGGAAACGAAACAGAAGUCAUAAUGCAGUUUUCUUUUUUUUUAUUAUAAUCAGUAGUUGUUUGCUUUAUUUUACCUGGUUAUUUUCAUUCUAUACUUACCGACUUAAGUCUGGUGUUCGUGACACUGAGUUCAACUGUUUCCUGUUAAUGGGAGAAAUAUACUCCUUUUGAAUAAGUCAGAGUGAGGAGACACUGGAUAAAAGGGGUGGAUUGUUCUAAAGGGGAAAAGUGUGUUUAAUAAACCCUUUCAGGGGAAAUGUGUGUUCACUGGUUAACCUUCCCAUCUGUCCUGACUCCUUCCACUUGCUCAUGUCUCUCUCCUCCUUCUCUUGACUCCAUAGCCCUUACCUCUGCUGAAACCUGUGCUUUUUCCUCUCCCUUUUUUACCUCUUUUCACCUGUAUUUAUUUGUUAAAUUGUAUCCAUUAAAACUGAAUGAGCAACUCACAAUGAAGCUUUAGGGAAAGACACAAAGUGAACAAAA
Pangasianodon hypophthalmus (striped catfish) is the source of this 1255-nucleotide messenger RNA. RefSeq names its product von Hippel-Lindau binding protein 1 (gene vbp1). The transcript is spliced from 6 exons. NCBI's taxonomy places the organism in Eukaryota, Metazoa, Chordata, Actinopteri, Siluriformes, Pangasiidae. Bases 77 to 664 code for a protein of 195 amino acids. The record is from RefSeq and is a predicted model, not a curated record. Gene Ontology annotation, cellular component: prefoldin complex; cytoplasm. Gene Ontology annotation, biological process: tubulin complex assembly; protein folding; microtubule-based process. Gene Ontology annotation, molecular function: tubulin binding.